AUGAGAUUUGAGAUAGAUAGAUAUAAAUCUUAUUUUCUAAUAGAAAAACUAUUGAGAUCAUGUGGAGAUAUCGACACUAUAUACGUGCUGGUGAGGGCUAAGAAAGGCAAAGAUCCCACCACAAGGAUUCAUGACAUGCUCGAUGAGUUUGUAUUUCAAAGGGCUCAUGAGGAAAAUCCAAAAGGCAUACACAAAGUGAUACCUAUAGUAGGGGACAUGGAACUGCCCGGCAUUGGUCUUAGUAAUGAAGAUAGAAAAUUGCUAAUUUCUAGGGUAACAAUAAUAAUAAACUCAGCGGCUACGGUGAAGUUCGACGAGAAACUGUCCACCGCAACAGGAAUUAACGUCAGAGGAACCAAGGAAGUGAUAAAACUUGCGAAGGAAUGUAAAAAUUUGAAAGCCAUAACGCACGUGUCGACCGCCUUCUCUAACACUCAUGUGGAAAAUGUUGAGGAAAAAUUUUACGACCCCCCAAUGUCUGUAGAUGCGCUAGAAGCUAUUUCGCAACUGGACGACGACUUGAUUGAAUCCAUCUUGCCUGCACUUUUAGGCAAACGUCCAAACACAUACUGUUUUACCAAAGCAAUAGCAGAAGAAGCUGUUAGGAAGUAUGGAGAAGGAUUGCCUAUAUGCAUAUUUAGGCCUUCUAUAAUUAUAUCUACCUAUGAAGAGCCAGUGCGAGGAUGGACAGAUAGUGUGUACGGUCCCACGGGAUUGGUGGUUGGGAUUGGUACUGGAGUAUUACGAACUAUGUAUAUGGAUUUAAACAAAAUGGCGGACAUGGUGCCUGUUGAUUUGACAGUGAACGCUAUCAUUACAUCCGCUUAUCACACCGCGAAACAUUUCAGAGAAAAUCAAACUUCACAUAUUCCUAUCUACAACUUCGUGUCGGGAGCCCAAAACCCCAUAACGUGGGGGAAGUUCAUAGAAUACAACAUGAAAUAUGGCCUCCAUAAUCCCACCAUGAAGGCUGUAUGGUACUACGGAUUAAAUCCAACAAAUAACUACUAUUUGUUCUUAUUUUACGAUUUCUUCCUACAUUUCAUGCCGGCCCUUCUCAUUGACUUAUUCUGUACAUUAAUUGGGAAGAGACGAGCAAUGUUAAAAUUCUAUGCGAAAGUAACAAAAUUGGCGAAAAUUCUGUUCUAUUUCUCCACACAAGAUUGGAAAUUUAGUGAUAACGGAGUAAGAGAAAUGUGGAAGUCCUUGUCAGCACAAGACCAGGCUGUGUUCCCGUUCAGUAUGGCAGAGAUGUCCUGGGAUUAUAUGGCGGAGACUUUCUUGUUAGGUCUUAGAGUGUACUUGGUUAAGGACGACUUAUCUACAAUGCCUGAAGCAAGGAAAAAAUGGAAUAGGUUAUACUGUCUCCAUCAGUUCGUGAAAAUCACAACAUUUAGCAUCGUUAUUUAUUUAGGAUAUUUAUUAAUUAAAAGCUUAGUCAUGUUAGUAUUUGGU
This is a messenger RNA of Brenthis ino (lesser marbled fritillary), 1455 nucleotides long. The record is from the annotation of a GenBank genome assembly. Lineage: Eukaryota; Metazoa; Arthropoda; Insecta; Lepidoptera; Nymphalidae.